GCGCGUGUCACUUUAAACAUCUGAACCUCUGAUCCUCCGCAGACCCGGAGAUCUGGACCCCUAGGUACCGAAACACCCGGAUACCCGAACCUCUGGGUACCGAAACAUCCGGAUACCCGAACCUCUGGGUACCGAAACACCAUACUGAGCUGCAGAUUCCGGUCCUCAACAGAGACAUGUCCACCUCAUCCGUGUCAAAGGGCUGCUUCGUCUUCAAACCCGCACAGCAGCAGCAGCAGCCGAAGAAGAGGAAGAAGACGGAGACGGAGACGGAGAGCCCCAGUCUGGAGAGCUGGUUCUGUGAAGGCUGUGAGUCUGCAGACAGCAGCGGGUCCAGGUCCAGGUUCAGACUGUGUCAGGAGCUGUGGGACCACAUCAGAUCAGAGACUCAGGUCCUGCAGGAUGAACUCAACAGGAAAGUCUUGGACAGUCUGCUGGACUUCGUCAGGACCCGGCGUCCCGGCGGUCGGCACGGCGACUGGGCGUCUCAGAUGAGGGCCAGCGAGAUCCCCACGGCAGCCCUGGUUCUGGGAGUGAACGUCCCGGACCACGACGUGACCUUCCAGAGUCUGUCGGAGCUGCUGCUGGACUCAGUGACCCCUCACGUGGCCUCGGUGGAGGCCAAGGAGGCCCCAGUGCUGAAGCAGCUGAUGAAGAGGGUCCUGGAGAGGCUGAUGAAGACCGCGGUGGAGGACGUGGAGGACGGGGAGGACGGGGAGGACGGGGGGGACGGGGGGGAGGAGGAGCAGAGCGGGACUCCGUCUCACAGGACCGUCCACUGCUCUCUGGGUCAGCUGUCCGACUGGUACUCUUCCAGAACCAAGAGGAGCAGCAGCAGCAGUCCUGGAAAGAAGCGCAGCAGCGUGGACAGAGACGUCCCCCCCCGGCCCCCCCUGGUCAUCAUCUUCAAGGACCUGGAGGCCUUCAGCCCCCGGGUCCUCCAGGACUUCAUCCUCGUCUGCAGCCGCUACGUGGAGCGUCUCCCCCUGGUGUUCAUCUUCGGCAUUGCGACGUCUCCCAGCACCCUGCAGCACAUGCUGCCCCACUCGGUGUCCUCCCUGCUGUGCGUCCAGCUGUUCCAGUCCCUGUGCUGCACCCAGCAUCUGUCCACCGUCAUGGACCAGCUGGUCCUCACAGCUCGCUUCCCGUUCAAGCUGACGGGGAAGGUCCUGCAGGUCCUGCUCAGCGUCUUCCUCUACCACGACUUCUCCGUCAGCAGCUUCAUCAAGGGGCUGCAGGUGUCCCUGCUGGAGCACUUCUCCUCCCAGCCCCUCAGUCUGCUGUGCUGCAGGAAGUCUGAGGCUCUGCUGCAGCUCAGCCAGCUGGGACCCCGAGACCUGGACCGGAUCCGAGCGCUGGCCUCCUUCCAGAGGUAUCUGGAGCAGCAGGACUCUCAGGACCAGGACCGACUGAGGACCGAUGACGCUUUUCUAAAGGAGGUGUGUCACAGACUGAUCAAGGAUCUUCAUAAAUACCACAAGAGCUACUAUCCCACCCUGAGGUGUCUCCACACCCUGACCUCCGCUUUACCUCGGUAUCCUCUGGGAAAACAGAUCAGAGAGCUCCACCUCAUCUGUCUGGAGCAGAACGUGUGGGAGAACCAGGACUACCAGGCGGCCCUGAAGCUGCUGAGGAUGCUGGCGAAGGACGAGCUGCUGACCCUGCUGCACCGCUGCCUGGACACCCUGCAGGCCGCCAAGUCCAAGAGGACCAGGAGGGCCGCGCUGCAGCUGGAGGAGCUGCUGUGCAGGUUCAAACAGCUGGACGACGUCACAGAGACACAGGACUACUUCAGCUCCCCCAUCAAAGACCUGCAGAAGAAGACUGACCUGUUCCAGCUGCAGAAGACGCUGCUGCAGCUGAACGAGACUCGGCGCUCCAGGAAGCUGAGUCCGUUUGAGCGGCUGAGGGCCGAGGCCGUGGAGCUGCUGGACUCGCUGGUCAGGACUCACCUGGCCCCCCCAGAGUCUCAGCCUCUGCAUGAAGUCUGCUACUACAGCUCCUCCUCCACCGUGAGGCGCCACCUCAACGCAGCGCCCCGCACCUCCAUCCAGGCCGCCCUCAGCUGCCCCUACUUCUACCUGCAGAAUGAGAACUUGAGGACUGAGGACGGGUCGGUCUCCAACGCCGCUCCUGAUCUCUGCAUCACCUACAAACUACACCUGGAGUGUGGACGACUGAUCAACCUGUACGACUGGAUGGAGGCCUUCUCCACGGUGGUUUCAGCGGCCGAGCAGCUGGAUCCAGAGUCUGGCGGUUCUGGCGGUUCUGGAGGAGCAGAUGAAGUCCAGCACGCCCGGUUCAUCCGCUCCGUGUCUGAACUGGAGUUUCUGGGCUUCAUCAAGUCCACCAAGAAGAAAACCGACCACGUGUCCCGGCUCACCUGGGGGGGCUGCUGAACCUGGGGGGCCUGCUGAACCGGGG
Molecule: messenger RNA, 2424 nt
Organism: Salarias fasciatus (jewelled blenny)
Lineage: Eukaryota; Metazoa; Chordata; Actinopteri; Blenniiformes; Blenniidae
Gene: orc3
Product: origin recognition complex, subunit 3
Exons: 20
Coding region: 177-2399 (740 amino acids)
Biological process (GO): DNA replication initiation; DNA replication
Cellular component (GO): nuclear pre-replicative complex; DNA replication preinitiation complex; nuclear origin of replication recognition complex
Molecular function (GO): DNA replication origin binding
Source: RefSeq, a predicted model, not a curated record